Messenger RNA from Ostrinia nubilalis (European corn borer), 10195 nucleotides. Its product is annotated as kinesin-related protein 4-like. Lineage: Eukaryota; Metazoa; Arthropoda; Insecta; Lepidoptera; Crambidae. Gene Ontology annotation, cellular component: microtubule. Gene Ontology annotation, molecular function: microtubule binding; ATP binding; microtubule motor activity. The transcript has 28 exons. Gene Ontology annotation, biological process: microtubule-based movement; mitotic cell cycle. The record is from RefSeq and is a predicted model, not a curated record. The coding region runs from base 176 to 9520 and encodes 3114 amino acids.
AAAAAAUAAAUUUGAAAAGUCGGUUGGAUUUAUGGCUGUGUGUAAACAAAUUGGUUAUUUUUCGUGUUUUUCUAUUUCAAGAAAAGUGAAAAUGUUAGCAUUGUAUCUGCUAAACGCUUCAAUAAUAGCGAACUAAUGAUAUUUAGAUUUUAUUAAUUUCAAAGGUUCAUGCAAAAUGAGUGACAAUAUCAAAGUAGUUGUCAAAGUUAGACCUCUAAUUCCUCGUGAAUUAGAAGAGAAACUUUCUUAUCAAUGGCGCGUAAAGAAUAACACCUUAUACCAGCUGGAUCAGAACGGUCGGGACUUUGGAUCGUGUUUUACAUUCGAUCAAGUUUAUGACACAGAAACCAAAACUAGUGAUAUUUACAAUGACAUUGCGAAGCCCAUUGUGGAAGCAGCAACAGCUGGCUUCAAUGGCACUAUAUUCGCAUAUGGACAGACCUCCUCAGGCAAAACUUAUACCAUGACAGGCACAGAAGACUCCCCAGGCAUCAUACCGCUUGCUGUGUUUAAUUUGUUUGAAAUCAUCAAGAAUAUACCCGACAGAGAUUUCCUCGUGAGAGUGUCAUACAUAGAAAUCUACAACGAAACAGUGAAAGACCUGCUGAAUGACAAGAAGAAUGUCAAGGUACAUGAAACUCUGCAAGGUGUCAAAGUGGACUGCACAGAACAAGUUACCACCUCCCCGGAAGAAGUGCUGAAAUAUUUAAAAGAGGGUGAGGCGAACAGGCAGACAGGUGCAACUAAUAUGAAUGAAGAAAGCAGUAGAUCUCAUUCAAUAUUUCAAAUUACCAUAGAGUCCCGUGAACACAUAGAGGGAGAAGCGGAAGUGGGAUGUGUCAACGUGUCCCAACUCAACCUGGUAGAUCUGGCCGGCUCAGAGAGAGCAGGUCAAACUGGUGCCACCGGCAUAAGGUUCAGAGAAGGCACCCACAUCAAUAAAUCUCUAUCCACACUUGCACUAGUCAUAAAACAACUGUCGGAAGAUCAGAACAAGCACGUCAACUACCGCGACAGCAAAUUGACGCGUAUACUCCAGAAUUCGUUAGGUGGAAAUGCCAAAACAAGUAUUAUUUGCGCCAUCACACCUGCAGCGGUUGAGGAAACCAUCUCCACGCUCCAGUUUGCAAAUAGGGCCAAAGCAAUUAAAAACAAACCAGAAGUAAACGCUGUUGCCACAGAUGCGACUAUGAUACAGAGCUUGACGAAACAACUAUCAAAGCUACAGUCUCAGCUGGAAUCCAAGAAGAACUUGGAAGUUAUGCUCGAAAGCAAGAAAAAUGUGGAGUUCAAUUUGCAAAAGCAAAUAGCGGCCUUACAGCGGUUGAUAUUGAACGGGUUCGGACAACGGAGCUCAAUGGAUAUGAUGGCAGGCAGUCGCCGAAAACUGGUCCCGCCGCGCAGAAUCACUAUAUCCACUUUGCAUCCUAUAGAGGAGAACCCUGUGCCCUCAGUGCCAAAGUUUCACACUCCACUUCUGAAGUACAACCCCAUGGUGAUUCCCGGCGCUCCCACAACGGAUUUUGUGCCGAUCCAGAAUGCUAGUAAAGGGAACAGUUUGUCUUGUUUGCCGGAAGAGAGUGAAAACAGGCUGAUAACUCCGCCCCCAUACAAUAAGAAAGUCAACUUCAAUGAUGAAAUCAUUGAACUUGAUAGUGAUGAUGACAACAGCGCUCUUGACAUCCAAACCUGUUCUCCUUAUCACAAAUGUUAUGGUUCAUCCAAAACUCCUCCGUGUGUUUUAAGAAAGAAUGCCAAACAGGCUGAAAAGAAUUUAAAAGAUAUCGUAGAGCUUACUGAGAGGGAGAAAAUUUACACACCAAGUGUGAUUGAACUGAUAGAAAAGUUAGAACAAAACAAUACUGUGAUAACUAGGUUACAAGAUGAAGUUCAAAUACUCAAUAUGAAAAGCAAAGAAAAGGAUAUGGAAAUUGACUCAUUAAAAGUUAAAGUAAGCAAAUCGAAUGACGAAAUAAGGAAUGUGGAGACUGCAAAGGCUGAAUUAGAAGCGCUCUGUAAAGAAUACACUACCAAAUUAACUGACUGGGAAGUCAGCUUCGAUACUCUAAAGUCUAAAUCCAAACGCAGAGAAGAUGAGUUAUUAUCUCUUCUAGAUGAACAAAAGGUCUACAAAAAGCAAGAUGACAAUAGUAAAUUGUUGACUCGUAAUCUUGAAAAAGAACUCAACUUCAUGGAUAUGUCAAAAGAUAUCUCACUAGUCAACAGUGAUAAUGAAAGUAGUGUCACCAAUUUAACUACAAAUGACGACGAAACUACCUCCCAAGUUCAAGACCUCGUAAAGGACAUGCAAAACCAAAUACAAUCCAAGAACCAAUCAGUUUUAGAGUUAGAGGCUGAUCUUUUAUCUCAAAAACAGAGGAUUCUAUCCCUAGAAAAUACCACUCGGGAAUCUCAAAAAAGUAUUGAAGAAUUAAAGGAACUUAUUCACGCUUUAGAAAAUGAAAGAGAUUUACUAACAUCUACGGUACAUACUCUAAAUUCAACAAUCAAAAGUCAAAAAGCUACAAUAGAGUCUGCUAACAACGACAUAGAAUCAUAUAAUAGCUUAAUACAAGAACUACAAAUUAAAUUAACUAAUAAAGAUAAAAUACUAGAUAUAAAUAUUACUGAAAAUUAUUUAGAAAAAAUGAUUGCCAAUGAAGAAAAGUUUAUUGCUAACAAUGAUAAUAUGAAGAAUAUUAUUCAUUCAUUUAAAAUAGCUUUAGUUUCCCGAAAUAAAGAGAUUGAAUCACUAAAAUCAGCAUUUGCAAAGCAUUCAACGUUAACGGAGAAUGAAAGUAAAUUGCAAGAACAAUUGAAGCUAAAAGAAACUGAAAUAGAAAAAUUAAAUUCAAACGCAUUUUAUUUACAAGAUCAAAUCGAUAAAAAUAUAGCAACUAUCGAUAAUCUUAUGAAAGAAAAGACUAACUUAACAGUUAUUGAACAACAGCUUACUAGCAAAUUAUCUGAUAUUACUGAACAAAAUAGCUUAUUAGAAAAACUAUGCAAUGAAAGAACAAAGUGUGUGGAUGGAUUGAAAGCAAGUCAUGACGAAAUGUUAGCAACUUUGACUACAAAAGAUUCAAUUGAAAAGGAACUCCAACAAAAACAUGAAGACUUAGACAAACAAAUAGGAGAAUUAAACUUAAAAGUUGUUGAAUUAAAAAAAGAGAUAGAACAAAAAGAUAAUCUUAUUGCCACUUUGAAAACAUCUGAUCUGCAGUCACAAGAAUAUCUUACUCAGGCUAACUCAAUAAUGCCGGUUUUAGAAAAUAUUUUGAGAAAAUUCUCUACCACUAGUUCUGUAGAAUUAUGUAGUGAAAUGGAUAAUGUACCCGGAGUUUUCACUUCACUCAAAGAUCACUUAACUGCCUUAGACACCACCGUCACCGAAUUUAUGUCACAAAAAGAAUUAGAAUUAGGGUUAAACAUUGAAUCAAAUAAUAAUCUUAAGACAACGAAUAUUACACUUGAAAAGGAAGUUGGAGAGCUGAAAGAUAAAGUUGAAACUUUGGAAAAAGAUAAUCGGAAUCUGAAACAACUACAAGAGGAUUUGUCAAAACAAAUAAUCACUCAGACCAAUGAACGUGAUAAAAUUAAUGAGGAGCUACAAAAGAAAAAGGAAGAAAUUACUGAAUUAGAAACCAAUUUGAAUAGUUAUGACGACAAUAAUGAAAGCUUACGCAAAGACAUAUUAGCCAAAGAACACAUUAUAGCAUCUUUGACUGACAAAGUACAGUCCACCCAAUCAGAAUUAGAUGUUUUGAAACGAGAAGCAGACGAACAGUAUAACGAAUUUAAACAACAAAUAGAAGAUCUACGUAACACCAUUGAAUCUAAAGAUGUGUCGUCAGAUACUGCACUGCAAGAAAAAGAUACUAUGAUUGUUGACCUUCAAGAGGCAAUAAAGAAAGCAGAGAAAUGUCUUGAAGAGAAAUCCUCGGAUCUGGAACGGCUUCAUUCAAGGCUGAAUGAAGAGAUUGAUGAAAGAAAUAAUCAACUACAAACUAUAUUCGAACUUGCAUCCAUUGCUACAGCUUCUGUGAAUAUUGAAUUUGAAAAUAAUAAUCACAGCACAUACGAUAAAAUCCUUCUGGUCCUUAAUAAAUUAGGAAAUCAUACAAUACAGAUACAUGAAAAUAACCAAAAUGCCACUGACAUAUUAGAAACCAACGAAAACUUGAGAUUACAGAUAAAAAGGAUUCAAGAAGAAAAUAAAGUAUUAAAUGACGAUAUGUUCAAAAGUAAUGAAAUUAUCAGCUCUUUGAGGAAGGAAUUGAAUGAAAAAGCAAAUGAAAUCGAAAACAUGGUAGCCAAGGCACAGGAGCUGAAAGAUAAUUUCACCGAUCUUGAUCUAAUAAUGAAAGAACAACUUAAAAGUUUGCAAGCUGAUAAGGACCAUCUAGAAGCAAGAUGUUCGGAAUUAGAGCUUAAUUUAAAUGAUAGAAAAAGUUCCAUUGAAAUACAAAACAUCGAUGAUAAUGAAGUGUUUAGUGCUAAUCAUCCAAGGAAAUCGUUGAGUACCACAACUCACACAAUAGAAACAGUUGGUCCGCCAAGUCUCUUGACAAUUUGUUGUAACAAAAUUGUGGAGUACAUACAACCCAACGAAGACUCAGUUUCUCCUUCCGAUUCAAACACAAGCAUUGAAUAUCAGCAUAAAGAAACACAAUUUGUUAGUUGUGAGUGUCCUUCAUUAUUGCCAGAGUUAAAAUCAGCGCAAAUAGAAAGUGUAAGACUGCAAAAGAUGGUCGAGCAACUGGAAGCAGUAAAUCGGCAACUUAUAUCAGAACAUGAAGCAGUGCGUCGCGAAAUACAGCUUCUAGCAGAACCAGCUUAUGAACUGCAGAAGAAAAUAGCCAGUCACAAAACUAAUCUGUCGACUUUAACAGCUACUACUUAUGCUGAAAACAAAUCGCUCAGAUCUCAAGUAAAAGUCCUGCAGCACCAUCAUAGCCGUUUUCACAAUGUCUGUCAAAAAGAUUUACCAGUUGUAAAGAAACAACUUUUUGAAUUGCUGACAAUUCUAAAAGGUGAUCCACACUUCGAUAGGCUAAAUGCCAGUUUCAAGAGAUAUUCCUUACCAAUUAUUUUAGAUAAUAAUGGUACUUUGCAAAAUGCUAAAAAUGAAUCUACUUUAGAUGGCGAUCUUCUAAUGUUAGACACCAACUUAACCCUGACGACUUCAGCCGAUAACACGUUGAUGGAUCAGACAUGCUUAGACAUGACACAAGCUUAUGCAAACCACGAUUUUGGUUGCCAAACCGAUGACUUGGAGCAUUUGGACAGUACAAAUCGAUCUCAAGUCGAAUCGUUGACAAAAGAUAAUAUCGAAAUUAUGAAAAAGAUGGAGGCUUUAGAAAUGGUAAAUAAAGAUCUACAGAAACAAAUAAAUGAUUAUUCGUUGAAGAAAGCUGGCGCAAAAGAUGCUCACAGCAGUCCUAUAAAGGCAAAAGAUACAUCCAUCGACGAAUGUUUAUUUAAAUGUGAGGAGUGUGAGAGCCUCAAAGAAAAACACCAUUCAUUAGAGGAGGAAUUUAAAUUACUUGCUCAAAAACUUCGCGAUGUCGACGCGCAAAGAUCGGAUUUUGAAAAUAAGUACAAAAAUCUUUCAUUAGAAAUUCCAUCUACUGAUGCUCUUGUUAAAAAAUUAAACAUCUUUGAGAAAGAGUUGAGCGGUAAUAUUAAAGAAAUAACAAGGCUGAAAAACUUGGUAACCAGCAAAAAUGAAGAGCUAAAACUUCUUCAACAAGAAAACGAUGCUUUAUCCAACCAGUUGAUGGAAAAUAUUUCGGAAACAGAUGAUUUAAAUAAAGAGCUAGAUAACAUUAAAGACGAAAAUGCAAAGUUGGUUGAGAAAUGUAAAGAUUUAGAAAAAAUACAUAAUGAACCUAAGACAGAUGAUAACGAAAAAUUAGAUUGUUCACAGUGUCAAAUAAAAGAUGUCGUUAUAAGUACGUUAAAAAAGUUUGAGAUACAUUCAAAAUUGAAUAGAAGUCUCAGUGACUCGGAUACUUCAUCUAGGUACAAUAAGAUUUGCACCCUUCAACAUGAGUUACACGCAGGAAGAGAAGAUUGCAAAGAACUAACUGAAGAAGUCGCCACCAUAAAGAAUCACUUAGAACGCAGUAAUUUAACUGUAGAACAAAAUAUGGAUUUAGAUGAAAGCAUGGGUGAAUCAAAUAUUUUCACAAUUACCAAACAUUUCGAUACAGUUGAGACUCAAUUAAAUAGAAUUACGAUGCCGAACGUUCCGUCAGAACGACAGCCGGAUAUCUAUUCUUCUGAAAAGUUAGACUGUAUAACUUUUUAUGUUGAAAAAACUGGAGCUGAUAAAGAAAACCUAGAUGGCAACGUAAAGAUCAUAGAUGUCAUGAAAUUAUUCUACAACGACUUUGUUUUAAAACAUAAUAACGAAGUUGAAAACUUAGUAAAUAAAAUAAAAUGCUUUGAAGAAUCCAAAAAACAAUUAGAGGGCCACGUGAACAAGCUGUCCACUGAAUAUUCUAAGCUAACGACAAAGUUAGAGGAGAAAGAAAAUAACAUUAAAACAGUCACCAAUUCUUUGUCACAGAUUAGACAAAAUAUAACUUUGAUACAAGAAGAAAUAAUGAACCUUAGUCAUUCCAAUAAUAAUACUAAAGCAAUUGCCAUGUUCAAAGAAAAGUUAUUAAAUAUCAUUGAUAAAGAAUUUGAGUUAUCGGCUGAAGGCGUUUUUGACAUGGUUAUGGAUAGUCUAGUUAGUAAACAUGAAAAUGCUUUAACAAGUAUUACGAAUCAAUACUCUAAAUUGCAAGAACACAUGGAAAGUGUAACUGAAGAACUAAAUUCCGUUAAGAACAAUUUACUAGAGAUGAAGAGUCAGCUAACUGAAAGGGAAAAUCAAUAUAAUUUACUGAAGGCACAGAAGGAAAAGAUUCAUGAAAUAAGCAAUGCAGUAACAUUAGACCUAGUACGAAAGGAGCAAGAACUUUGCCAGACUAUAGUGAGUGGCUGCAAAAAACUAGUUGAACACAACGUCCUCUGCUCCAGUGACUUCGACAAUACCUUACCGAUUCAUCAAAAUAUAAAUACGCUAUUCGAUCGCUUAUUGACAGAAUUAAAAAAUCAAACUGAUACUGAAAAAGAAAAACUCACCUUAGAAAUUAAGACAUCUAAAGCAGAAAUAGAAGAACAGCAAAAGGAUCUACAAACUUUGAAGCUUGAAAACGACAAAUUAAAAGAAGAAUUCCAAUUGGCUCUAUCUAAUGUAAAUGAUAAAGAUAAUAAAUUGGAGGUUCAUACAUCAGUCAUUGAAGAGCUAAAUAAAAGGUACCAAAGUGUAGUAGAAGAAAACAGCUCUCAUCUAAACACAAUUAAUGUGAUAAGUCAAGAAAUCAAAACAUUAAAAGAAACAUUACUUGAAAAAGAAACUGCAUUGCAAAAUGCUAUGAGCAAUACAAGCGAAAAAUCUGAAAAUGAGUUGACCGAACUUUACAAUACACUGGCACGUUACAAACAAGAGAUUGACCAUUUGAAAUCAGUCAACGAAAUGAUUUUAAAAGAAAAGGAGCUAGCAGCGUUAGAGUUAGAGAAAUCUAGAGAACUUUUGAAAUCAAACAAAUUGGAGCUGGAUAAAAUGACAUCAGACCUACUAGUGUUGCGUGAAUCUGUGAAAGAUAAUGUAACCGUCAUCGACAAUUUGAAGCAGGAAGCGAAAUCAUUGUUGCAACAAAAUAUACAAUUGAAGGAACAAUUCGAAGCGAAAUGUCAGGAUUGUUCCAGGUUGGAAAUGAAUAUCAAGACUCACGAAAAGACGGCUGAAAUACAGAGCAAAAUGAUCAUUAGACUUCAAAAACAAAAAGAAGAUGUAGACAAAGCUCUCAUAGAAAAGAACAAACAUUUGGAAGAACUCACCCAAAAAUGUUCAGAUUUAACGAAAGACUGUGAAGUUAUGAAAAAUAAUAUUAAGACAUCUAGAGAAGAAUUGGAUACAAUGAAGAGCGCAAAAGAAGCUUUGGAGAUGCGAAUUUCGGAGAUGGAAAUGGAUUUGGAGAAUGGUCACAAGCCCCGCCUCUCGAUGGAAGCGACUGCCGACACUGUGCGCAGGCGCCGCCAAAGCAUUCACGAUUCUAAGCGAAUGUUCUCUGAAAAGGAUCACGGAGAUCAUAACAAAAUGGAUGCUGUCUUUGAAUCCCGAUCCAAACCAGCAGACCUCUUCAUGGACGUAGAUGAUGACGACAGUUCCAAUGGAAGCACGCCCCGUAGAAACAGCAAAGGAAGAGACAGUGUAUCCAAACAUGAUCAGAGCGAAGAACCUGUGUCGCGACCGAGCAGUGUGGCCGAAACGCGUCGCAGGCGGCAGAGCAUCCACGAUCUACACCGGAGCGUGCGACAAACACCUUCACCGCACGAACGAUACACAAGCAGAUUUGCUGAAAUAAACAAUAUGAAAACUACUGAUGACGAAAACAAUUAUGUGCCCAGCAAUGAAGUAUCAGAACUACGCGAGCGUUUGACCUCGUGCCAACAAGAGUUAGAAGAAUUGAGGGAACAGUAUCGCGAGUUGGACGAAGAGUGCGAGACGUGCGCGCAGUACUUGCGGGAAAGAGACGACCAGUGCGCGCGGCUGAAGAAAGAGAAGGCUGCAUUGGAGGGACUGGUUUCGGAGCUGAAAGAAAAACUACAGUCUAUAAAUCCAAACCGAAGUCAACAAGAGCCGAAAACCACGUUCUGUCACGCUGCUGUUAACACUGAUGAAGACUGGUCAAACCUUCACUCGGUAGUGGUAGAUCGAAUGUCAUUCGACGCGGAGGUGGACAAAAAUAAGCGCUUGACCAAGACCAUAGAAGAUCUGCGAUUCAAGAAGCAAGACCUGAAACUUACGAUCGCAAAGAUGCAGAAGGCGUUGGAAAAGCAUGCCAAUAAAGACCAUAGUAAAGAGUUAGAACACACUAAAGCAGAAUUGAAAGCGUGCAAGCAAGAACUGAAGGAGCUGAAAGAGAGGUACAAAGAGCUCGAUGAAGAGUGCGAGACGUGCUCCCAGUAUCUGCGAGAGCGAGACGAACAGUGCCGCAAACUCAAAGAGGCGAAGGCCGCUUUAGAGGCCAAGUUGGCGGAGUACACCGAAGAGUCGGGCAACAUCUCUCUCCUGCGCAAGAAGCGACACAGCGCACACGACCAGCGCCGUCCCGCGGCGAGUCUCGCCGACGCCGACACGCAGAUCGCUGACGAUUUCCUAAAUAAUCAAGUUGAGCGAGAUGAUAAUUCAAGGCAGACAAAUGACGACAAGUCCAAAGAACUGAAGCAUUUGAAAAUGGCGGUAGAGCGACUGUCGCAGCAGAAGGCAGCCUUGGAGCAGCAACUGGCUACCGCCGCCGCCUCCGCGCCCGUCUAUGUUGCUACGGGCAGCGCUAUUGUGCAGACUCAGCAGUUAUCUGACGUCAUGAAAGAAAACCAGAAACUGAAGAAGAUAAAUACAAAAUUGAUUGACAUCUGCAAGAAGAGAGGCAAGAAAACCGACUUCGUCAAUGAAGACUAAUACGAGUAUUGCGGCACUAGCAGCCAUUGAUUGAUACCUCCUGACAAAAUACGUAUUGGUCAUAAAUGAUUAGAAUCACUUCAACAGCUGGAUUUGUUGAUUAAAUUAUUGUGAUUUUAAAAAUUAUUCAAAUUGAUUGAUGAUCAUGACACGAAUGUUAGACUGCAUGGAACGACAUUCCACCAGCAUUUUACAACGAUAUUAUUAUUUACAUAUUAGAAGAAUGUUUGGCCGGUUGUGAGAAUCUGUGCCAUUGCAUACGCAUGUGUGUGAUUUGCCAAUAAAUUGUUAUGCCCCGUGAAUAAGGUACAAUAAUAUAGUAUUAUUAGAUUAGACUGUACUUAAUCUUCUGUGGUGCCUAAAACUUAAUCUAAUCUAUAUUUUUAUAGCAAUGUAAAAUUUUAGUAUUUAUAUUUUAUGCCCUUGUAUAUAAAUUAUUAUAUUUAUGCAGUAAUAAAUACAAAUUAAUAAUAUUCAUAAAUAUUGCACAAUAUGAUUGUCACAUAAUGUUGCUUUGUUUAAAGUAGUACUAGAUAUGUGAUUGCAUAAAAUAACCUGUUGACAAAUGCACAAAACUAAUUUUAAUACUAAAUCAGCACUGAAGAUUCUAAUUAAUUGUAUUUCUCUAAAAAAAACUUAAAUAUGAUACGUAUACUAAUAAAUGAUGUGAUUUGA